Racocetra persica is the source of this 3327-nucleotide messenger RNA. The record is from the annotation of a GenBank genome assembly. Lineage: Eukaryota; Fungi; Glomeromycota; Glomeromycetes; Diversisporales; Gigasporaceae.
UACAAACUCGGUAGACUUACGUCGAAUAUUUAUAAUUCAAUAUCAAACAUCACUUCUUCACGUAUUCAUCUCAUGUCAGAAAUUUUAACUGCCAUAAAAGUUAUUAAAUUUUAUGCUUGGGAAACUUAUUUCCGUGAUCGUGUUGGUAAGGUUAGAACUAAAGAAUGGACUCAAUUGAUUACUGGUCUUGUUCUUAAAAUAUGGACAUUCUGUGUUGUAUUCGGUGCAUUGGAUUCUUUUGAACGUUUAGAAGAAUUUUUAUUAAGACCUGAAUUAGAUCCUUUAACAGAAGAAAGUAGUCCAAUAAAUGAUGAUCCGGCAAUCAAAGUUCAUAUUCAUGACGCUGAUUUUUCCUACGAAGGGACCAACGGUCCGGCUUUAAAAUUUUUAACCAUGACAGUAAAACAAGGUGAAGUUGUUGCUGUAGUUGGUGAUGUUGGUGCUGGAAAAUCUUCAAUACUGGCUGCAAUUUUAGGUCAACUUCGUAAAGAUAAUGGUACUCGAAAAAUUCGUGGUUCAAUAUCUUAUGUUCCUCAUGAUGCGUGGUUGUUAAAUGCUACUUUAAAGGAUAACAUUCUUUUUGGCAAUGAAUUCGAUGCCGAAAGAUACCAAGAAGUUAUUCAAGUAUGUGCAUUAAGAAAAGAUCUGGAUCUAUUAAGUAAUAAUGAUAUGACAGAAAUAGGUGAAAGAGGUGUGAAUUUGAGUCUUGGUCAGAGGCAAAGAGUUAGUUUAGCAAGGGCUGUGUAUUCUGAUGCUGAUAUUGUAUUAUUGGAUGAUCCGCUUAGUGUUAUGGAUCCUGUAAUAGGAAAACAUAUUUUUCAUGAAUGUAUUCGUAAAUACCUAAAGUUUCUAUCUGAAUGUGAUCAUAUUAUAGUGAUGAAAAACGGUGAAUGUACAGAAGAAGGAACAUAUGAUGAAUUAAUUAAAAAAGAUGUAUCUCUCGCUUCAUUGAUUAAUGAGUACAUGGAAAUAGAAGAUCCUGAUCAAAUUGAUGAACUUAUUAAUGAAAUUCGUCUUGAACCAGUUCAUGUAGAUGAUGAUGAGAACGUUGAUGAUUUGGAUAUUGUUGUCACAGACUAUUCUAGACAAAUAAAUUUUAGUAAUAAUACUAAUAACCAUACUCUUACACUUAAUCGUACAAUAUCCAACACCGAAGCUAAUGAACAUACUAUUUCACGUAUAAUGGAACUUAAUAUACACACACCUCAGGACAUUAAUGAGAGAACAAUUUCUAAAGUUAUCGAACGAAACAACUUAGCUGUUCUUAGUGGUGCUGGUAGAACAAGAGUGAUGGGUCCUAAAGUCAAUCGUGAAAUGAAUUUUACAGCCGUUGCUGUCGAGAAAAAUCAAUUGACUAUACAUAGUUUAAAUGAACGUGAGGGAAUUGCACCAGCUAUUGAAUUUGAUGCAAGAGCAAAGAGAAAAGAAUUUAAAGCUGGAUUUGGCGUAUAUCUUGAUUAUUUCCGGAAAUCAACCGGACUUGGUCUAUCCUUCUUGAUGAUGUCAUUAUUCUUUAUCAUGACCGCUAUAAGAAUAUUCAGCGAUUGGUGGCUAAUAAAGUUAGUAGAAACCGGUCCAGACGCCAACUUUGGUUAUCUUCUUGGAGUUUACGGCACAUUAGUGGGUGUUGUUCUCAUCGGUGUUUUCGCGCGUGGUGUAUUAUACGCUUGGUCAGUAAUGCGUAAGAGUGAGUCUUUACAUGAUCGAACGUUUCUGAAAAUAAUGCGCGCUCCAAUGUAUUAUUUUGACGGUACUCCUCUUGGACGUAUAUUGAACGUAUUUGCCAAACAUCAGUACCUUGUUGAUGACGUUCUAAGUGACAAUGCGUUACAAUUCUUGACUUAUGUUCCUCUUGUUAUUGGUACUAUCGUCUUUGUCAUUGUUCUCAUCCCAUAUACCGCAAUAGCCGCCGCAGCAUUGAUCUUUUUAACAUGGCUUAUUAUUCACUAUUCAAAGGAUGUGGAAGAAAGAUUUAAAAUGUUGGAUGCUUCAUUAGAAGGGCUUGCAAGCAUUCGUGGUUAUAAGGUUGAAAAAAGAUUUGAUAAUUUAAAUAUUGAAAAAGUUGAUUCAAAUAAUAAGGCAUUAUUUACUUUGAUGCAAGUCAAGUCCUGGCAAUCAUUAUACAUUGACAUAAUGGCAUCACUUUUCAUUUAUACCACUACAUUAUUUGUCAUUCUUUUACAUCAUUCAAACAGUGUUAGUCCAUCGUAUGCAGGUUUAGCGAUUGUAAGCGCAUCGCAAUUACUUAUCUUCGGUCAUUCUAUGAUUCGUUCUGGUCGUGAUGUUGCAGCAAUUAUGGAUAGUGUACAACAAUUAUUAUAUUUCCGUCAAAAUAUACCAUCCGAGGCACCUAGUAUAGUUGAUGGAAAUCGACCUCCACCAAAUUGGGGUGAACGUGGAGAGAUUAAAUUCGAGAAUGUCGUCCUUCGUUACAAUUUAUAUGGUGUGGCUGUUCUCAAAGAUAUUUCCUUCCAUAUUAAACCUCGGGAAAAAGUUGGUAUUAUAGGAAAAACUGGAUCAGGCAAAUCGACGUUACUUGUGAGUUUGUUACGAAUAGUCGAAUUAGCAGGUGGUCAUAUUUGGAUCGAUGACGUGGACAUUAGUACCAUUGGAUUACGAGACCUCAGGAGUAAGAUUGCAAUUAUUCCGCAAGAACCUGUGAUAUUUGCCGGCACAAUAAAAUCAAAUCUUGACCCAUUCGGUAAAUGUACGGAUGAAGAAAUAUGGAAUGCACUCGAAGCAGUUCAUUUAGAUGGAAAGGUUAAAUCAAUGCCAGAUAGAUUAGGAACAGCAGUUCUUGAAAGUGGAAAAAAAUUUUCACUUGGUCAAAGACAAUUAUUCUGCAUAGCCAGAGCACUUUUGAAAAAAACAAAUAUAUUAGUCUUGGAUGAAGCAACAAGUGCUGUUGAUGCGGCAACUGACCGUUUAAUUCAAGACACAAUUAAAUUACAUUUCGCUGAUCAUACCGUUUUAACGAUAGCUCACCGACUGAAUACAAUAGUGGAUGCAGACAGGAUAUUAUGUUUAAAUGAAGGACGUGUUGCAGAAUUUGAUACACUAAGUAAUCUAUUAAAUGAUCCGAAUGGAUUCCUUUACCAAUUAGUAGUACAUAGUGGACCAGAUAUAGCUCAAAGAUUAAGAGAAAAAGUAGGAAUACAUGAUGAAUCAUCAUCAAGUAAAAAUGUCGAUAAUAAUUCAAUAAAUCCACCAAAUACAAGUGAUACGAUAGAUAACCAACAAGCAUCGACUCAUACACAUCAUAUGCCGCAAUCGUUAGGAGAAGUUUUUGAACCAUCUUCACCUUCAACAACAUCAAAACCAUCAUAA